Messenger RNA from Canariomyces notabilis, 4238 nucleotides. Its product is annotated as PNTB-domain-containing protein. The record is from RefSeq and is a predicted model, not a curated record. The transcript is spliced from 5 exons. Gene Ontology annotation, biological process: NADPH regeneration; proton transmembrane transport. Bases 497 to 3868 code for a protein of 1123 amino acids. NCBI's taxonomy places the organism in Eukaryota, Fungi, Ascomycota, Sordariomycetes, Sordariales, Chaetomiaceae. Gene Ontology annotation, cellular component: mitochondrial inner membrane. Gene Ontology annotation, molecular function: NADP binding.
UGGCAGCUUGGCACAGCAGCUCAACAGCCAAACACCUAACCUAACGCCAUCUUGUUCGGUGUAUUGGCCCACGCUGCCCGCAACCCAGCUAAGCGGAUGGACUUCGCACACACAGCGUAUAAAUACCGGGUAUUUUGGAGCCGGCCCCAAGCUUGAACAUGGAAUUGAGACGGCCCCGCAGCCAACGAGCGGGGUAGGUUCGUACUGUCCUUCGGCAGCCGUGUUCAUACAGUUUGCCAACCGCCCCUUCCCGUCCUUGAGCUCGACCCCAUCUGCUUCCCACGGGGCCAUUCAGGCAGAAACUCAUCCAAUGGCCUGAUUGCCAGCAACUUGGGUUUCUGAUGUCUCGCAGCCUACUGUGCCACCCAAGCAAACUUUGUAUUGCAGACAAGCCCGCUCUCACCGACGUCACUGGCUGUCGGCCUGCGUCUGCAUGUGAACAAAUGAUCACGUCCUCCCUUGCUUGCCUCAACGGCACUAGCUCUCUUCAGCAGCCAUGAUGUCGCGCUCUAUCCUCCGGCCAGCGCUCACCUGCAGUGUUAGGCCCGCCAACCCAGCUAGCGGCCGCGUCUCUCUUCAGACGGCAGCUGGUCUCUCUGAUCGGACUGCUUUUCGCGCCAGCCCGGUCGCUGGCUGCCAUCGAGCAUGGCACGCCACCCUUCGAACAGAGCUAUCAAGUUCCGCAGUUCGAGCCCUCACUGUCCCGAAGGUCAGGUCAUUGCAAAUCGCUCGACACGCCUCUGCCGUGUCUGCUAGCUCAGGUCAACUCCGUGAGAAUGGGUCCCCCCCGGCGGCGGCGAAAUCUGAGCACCCGCCUACACCCACCACUCCCUACGGGCAGCUAUCCAUUGGGGUGCCAAGGGAGACGUACCCUAACGAACGCCGCGUCGCCCUCACGCCCCAGAAUGCAGCUCUCCUCCUGAAAAAGGGGUUUGCGAAGGUGCUCGUCGAGAAGGGCGCUGGCUUCGAGGCUGAAUUCCCAGAUGAGGCCUACGCUGCUGCCGGUGCAACUCUGGUUGAUGAGGCCUCGGCUAUCUGGAAGCAGGCGGACAUUGUGCUCAAGGUGCGAGGCCCCAGCACUGCUGAGGCCGACAAUGUCAAGGAAGGGCAGACCAUCAUCAGCUUUCUCCAGCCAGCGCAGAAUAAGGCGCUAGUUGAGAAGCUUGCCACCCGCAAAGCUGUGGUAUUCGCCAUGGACUUAAUCCCCCGCAUCUCCCGAGCUCAGGUUUUCGAUGCGUUGAGCAGCAUGGCCAAUAUUGCCGGCUACAAGGCGGUGCUAGAGGCAUCCAACACUUUUGGUCGGUUCCUAACCGGUCAAGUUACGGCGGCGGGCAAGAUACCGCCGUGCAAGGUAUUGGUCAUCGGUGCCGGUGUCGCUGGGUUGAGCGCAAUAGCCACUGCGAGGAGACUCGGGGCAAUUGUGCGGGGCUUCGACACGCGAUCUGCAGCUCGUGAGCAAGUCCAGUCCCUUGGGGCUGAAUUCAUUGAGGUUGAAAUCCAGGAAGAGGGAGCCGGUGCCGGUGGUUAUGCCAAAGAGAUGUCCAAGGAAUUCAUCGAGGCCGAGAUGAAGCUCUUCACAGAACAAAGCCGGGAAGUCGACAUCAUCAUCACCACGGCUCUGAUUCCGGGCAAACCCGCGCCAAAGCUUAUCACCAAGGCCAUGAUAGAGAUCAUGAAGCCGGGUUCAGUUAUUGUUGAUCUUGCCGCGGAGGCCGGCGGGAACUGCGAGAAGACCGAGCCUGGCAAGAUGGUCACGUACAAGGGUGUCAAGAUCAUCGGGUACACCGAUCUGCCCUCGAGGUUGCCCACACAAUCAUCCACCUUGUACUCGAACAACAUUACCAAGUUCUUGUUGUCAAUGGCCCCGAAGGAUAAGGAAUACGGUAUCGACCUAUCAGACGAGGUUGUUCGAGGCGCAAUUGUGACACAAAACGGGCAUAUUCUCCCUCCUGCUCCUAGGCCUGCUCCACCUCCUGCUCCAGCGGUUGCGCCAACAGCCGCCAAAGAAGCCGAAGUUGUUGCCCUAACUCCGUUCCAAAAGACGUCGCGCGAGGUCGCUUUGGUGACCGGAGGCAUGGGUUCGGCUCUUGCCCUGGGCAAGCUCACCGGUCCUCUCUUCAUGGGCAAUGCCUUUACGUUUGCCUUGGCCUCGCUCAUCGGCUACCGGGUUGUGUGGGGCGUUACGCCCGCCCUGCAUUCGCCUUUAAUGAGCGUCACUAAUGCGAUAUCUGGAAUGGUUGGUGUUGGUGGCUUGUUUAUUUUGGGUGGAGGCUACUUGCCCGAGACGAUUCCCCAGAUGUUUGGCGCUGCGUCCGUUCUGCUCGCGUUUGUCAACGUUGCUGGGGGUUUCGUCAUCACCAAGCGCAUGCUGGACAUGUUCCGACGGCCGACCGACCCGCCUGAGUACCCCUGGCUCUAUGCCAUUCCUGGAGUGCUGUUUGGCGGUGGAUUCCUCGCGGCGGCAUCUACAGGAGCGGCUGGGCUUGUCCAGGCUGGCUAUCUCGUAAGCUCUGUGCUCUGCAUUACCUCGAUCUCAGGACUGGCCUCGCAAGCAACGGCUCGCAUGGGAAAUAUGCUAGGAAUGCUUGGUGUCGGGAGUGGUGUCCUCGCUUCCCUCUUGGCAGUUGGAUUUUCUCCAGAGGUCCUGACCCAGUUCGGAGGUUUGGCAGCGAUUGGCGGCAUCCUUGGAUUCUUGAUUGGCAAGCGCAUCACCCCAACUGAUUUGCCUCAGACGGUUGCUGCGCUUCACUCUGUCGUUGGCCUGGCCGCAGUUUUGACAAGCAUCGGCAGUGUCAUGGCUGACCUGAACCAUGUCUCGAUGCUUCACCUCGUCACGGCAUACCUAGGUGUCCUGAUAGGCGGGAUAACCUUCACGGGUUCUAUCGUUGCGUUCCUGAAGCUUGCUGGCAAGAUGUCCUCCCGGCCCCUUAUCUUGCCUGGACGACAUGUGCUCAACUCGAGCCUCCUUGCGACCAAUGUUGCCACCAUGGGUGCCUUUGUGACGAUGGCCCCAGGCUCGCCCCUGAUUGCUGCCGGAGCCCUUGCUGCCAACACUGUCCUGUCGUUCCUCAAGGGCUAUACUACUACGGCCGCCAUAGGCGGUGCCGACAUGCCUGUCGUCAUCACCGUCCUGAACGCCUACAGUGGCUUCGCUCUUGUUGCCGAAGGGUUCAUGCUUGACAACCCCCUCCUGACCACUGUCGGUGCUCUCAUCGGAGUUUCCGGGUCCAUUCUGUCAUACAUCAUGUGCGUUGCCAUGAAUCGCUCACUCGUGAAUGUUCUGUUUGGUGGCAUUGCGGCGCCCACAACGAGCAAUUUCAAGAUUGAAGGCAGCGUGACGCAGACGAACGUCGAAGAGACGGCAGAUGCGCUCACUAAUGCGGAGUCGGUCAUCAUCGUCGUGGGGUAUGGGAUGGCCGUGGCAAAGGCACAGUACGCAAUAUCGGACAUCACCCGCAUGCUGCGCUCCAAGGGCAUCAAAGUACGGUUUGCGAUUCACCCAGUCGCUGGCCGCAUGCCUGGCCAGUGCAACGUCCUCCUCGCCGAGGCCAGCGUGCCCUAUGACAUUGUGCUCGAGAUGGACGAGAUUAAUGACGACUUUGGUGAGACGGACGUCACUCUUGUCAUCGGCGCGAACGAUACCGUCAACCCUAUUGCCCUCGAACCGGGCAGCCCUAUCGCUGGAAUGCCUGUCCUACACGCAUGGAAGAGCAAGCAGGUUGUGGUCAUGAAGCGUAGCCUGGCGAGCGGUUAUGCCGAUGUUCCAAAUCCCAUGUUUUACAUGCCCGGAACUAGAAUGCUCUUUGGAGACGCAAGGGUCACCACGGAAGCCAUCAAAGCAGCCAUCGAAGCCCGAAUCAAGAAUUAGUCAAUAGACCGCAGACAUACCAUGUACAUACGCAUGUUCUAUCUCUUGGUUGGGAUCUCUUUGGGAGAGCAAGCAUGCAGCAUGCAUCUGUUGGCUGAUUUGAGGAGCUUGUAGACGCCCAGGCUUGUAGAGGCCGGUGUAUUUGCGGUUUCCGUUUUCGAGCCUCACUUCCUCAGGGUCAUGGUGGAUCGCCUAAGCGAUUACACCGCUUUCGCGAUAGUUGCUUCCCGUCGUUAUUAUAUAUUGCAUACUUGUGCGUUCCGAGCUUCGGUAACGAAUACCUGACGUUUCCGGUGCUGAUCUGUAGUAGAAUCAUGUGAUGUCGUUAGUGUGCUAAACCCGAGGUCAAUACGCUGUGCUGUAGCUUAGA